Molecule: messenger RNA, 2361 nt
Organism: Lagenorhynchus albirostris (white-beaked dolphin)
Lineage: Eukaryota; Metazoa; Chordata; Mammalia; Artiodactyla; Delphinidae
Exons: 5
Coding region: 1-2361 (786 amino acids)
Biological process (GO): proteolysis; virion assembly; DNA integration
Molecular function (GO): aspartic-type endopeptidase activity; nucleic acid binding
Source: RefSeq, a predicted model, not a curated record
AUGCGUACGUCCGCGCACACAUCAGCAGCGUCGGAGAUAUUAGCCUUAAAGAAAAACCCCAACACGGAGAAGCUACCCGACGCCCCGGAUCCACCGAAGCCCACAUGGGAUGAUUGUCAGCAGCUGCUCCAGACUCUCCUAACGACUGAGAAGAGGCAACGGGUUCUUUUAGAAGCCAGAAAAAAUGUAUUAGGUGCCAAUGGGCAACCUACCCAGCUGCCUAACGAGAUUGAUGCUGGUUUCCCACUCGUCAGGCCAAACUGGGAUUUCAAUGCCCCGGAAGGUAGGGAGCGCCUGAAAAUGUAUCGCCAGGCUCUGGUGGCGGGUCUCCAUGGAGCGGCCAGACGGCCCACUAAUUUGGCUAAGUCCCGGGUAACUCUUAAAGUGGAGGGGGAACCUGUUCAAUUUUUGGUGGAUACCGGAGCCCAGCACUCCGUCCUUCUCCACUCAAAAGGUCCUAUCUCAGCUAAAAGGUCAUGGGUACAAGGAGCCACUGGGAAUAAACAAUAUUCAUGGACCACACGAAGGACAGUAGAUCUUGGGAUUGGACGAGUAACCCAUUCAUUUUUGAUUAUUCCGGAAUGCCCCUAUCCCUUGCUGGGAAGAGAUUUACUCUCCAAAGUAGGGGCUCAAAUCCACUUUCAGCCAGAAGGUCCCACCAUAACUGAUAAUAAAGGAAGGUUACUUCAAAUAUUGACUAUGAAAUUAGAAGAUGAAUAUAAAUUAUACGAGCAGCCUUCAUCCUCACGAGUUAAUGUUACAGAUUGGGUAACUCGGUUCCCUCAAGCCUGGGCAGAAACUGCCGGUAUGGGGAUGGCCAAAAAUCGGCCCCCGGUGCUAGUGGAACUCAAGGCAACUGCCACCCCAAUAACGGUCCGUCAAUACCCCAUGAGUAGAGAAGCCAAAGAUGGUAUCCGUCCCCAUAUACAGAGGCUACUAGACUUGGGCAUGUUAAUAAGAUGUCAAUCAGCAUGGAACACCCCUCUCCUGCCGGUAAAGAAACCAGGAACAAAUGAUUAUCGGCCGGUGCAGGAUCUACGAGAGGUAAACAAACGGGUGGCAGACCUCCACCCCACAGUUCCAAACCCUUACAACCUCCUGAGCACUCUUCCACCUCAACAUACGUGGUAUACUGUUUUGGACCUUAAAGAUGCUUUUUUCUGUUUAAGACUCUCUCCCCUGAGCCAACCCUACUUUGCCUUCGAAUGGAAAGAUCCAACAUCGGGAAUGUCUGGUCAGCUGACAUGGACACGGCUACCUCAGGGAUUUAAGAACUCCCCGACCAUCUUUGAUGAAGCCCUCCAUCAGGAUUUGGCAUUAUAUAGAGAAUCAAAUCCCCAGGUAACAUUACUCCAAUACGUUGAUGAUAUUUUAUUAGCUGCUGAGACCCAAGAAGAUUGUAUCAAGGGUACUGAAAAACUGUUAACGGAACUUGGAACCCUGGGAUAUAGAGCCUCAGCCAAGAAAGCACAAAUAUGCCAACAACAGCAAGCAGAAUCCAUGUUACAACAGAUGCACAGAUGGACACAUCUGGGGACUAAAAAGAUGGUAGCCUUGUUACAAAAAGCCGGGUACGAAACCCCUGGAAUGACAAAAUUAGCUGAACAAAUUGUGCAGGAAUGCGUCCCAUGUCAACAGGUAAAUGCUCACAAAGGGAAACUUGAAACUGGAAAGAGACUCAGGGGGGACCGCCCAGGAACUUACUGGGAGGUGGACUUUACCGAAGUGCGUCCUGGAAGGUACGGUAAUAAAUACCUUUUAGUUUUUGUAGACACUUUUUCAGGAUGGAUAGAGGCUUUCCCAACAAAGAAAGAAACAGCUGCUGUAGUAGCCAAGAAGAUUUUAGAAGAAAUUUUUCCUCGAUUUGGAGCACCAAAGGUAAUAGGGUCUGAUAAUGGUCCAGCCUUCGUCGCCCAGGUAAGUCAGGAUGUGGCCAGAUAUUUGGGGACUGAUUGGAAAUUACAUUGUGCCUAUAGACCCCAAAGUUCAGGUCAGGUAGAAAGAAUGAAUAGGACUCUAAAAGAGACCCUAACUAAAUUGUCCUUGGAGACUGGCGGUACCGAUUGGACGGUGCUCCUUCCUUUGGCCCUAUUCCGGGUUAGAAAUACACCUUCCCGAUACCAUCUUACUCCUUUUGAGAUAUUAUAUGGUGCCCCGCCUCCCCUCCUCACUUUAGGAAAAGAAAUAAAACCUGAUUGUCAAAAUAACACUGACUUAUAUGCUAGGCUACUGGGACUCCUCAGGAUAGGAUGCUUUCUUUGGUGCAGGCAGCCUUUACGGUUCUCAAUGCUACAAACCCAGAGGCUACAAAAUCAUGCUGGCUUUGCUAUGCUGUCCCUCCCCCUUAUUAUGAUGCUAUAG